Molecule: messenger RNA, 9061 nt
Organism: Delphinapterus leucas (beluga whale)
Lineage: Eukaryota; Metazoa; Chordata; Mammalia; Artiodactyla; Monodontidae
Source: RefSeq, a predicted model, not a curated record
AUUGGAAAGCAAUUAUACUCUAGUGAUGUUUAAAAAAAUAGAAUAAAAUAAAAUGAUAUCAUGGAGAUAAGUAAUUAAAAAAUAAUAAUAAUCCAUAGGUGUGGUGUGUUUCGUAGGCAAGCCUUCAAAGCAUGGUGUCCAUUGGCGAAAUUUUAAAUGUUGUCCUCAGUUGUCCUUAGGAACAUUUAGAUGUAUGGGAGUUCUAUAUAAUAUCCAAAGGUUGGACCAGAUGCCCCGUUUUGAUGGGUUUACUUGUCCUCCCAACAUUAAAGAAUCACGUUCACCAAAAAUUUAGUGCAUUGCUAUACUUCAUAAAGAAGCUGCAAAAAGUAGCUCAGAAUGAACUAACACUCGAGUGGUUGCUAUAUACCAGGCCUAUGUGUAGACAGUCCUCAGGUGUGUAAACCUGAGUACCUCCCCACAAAAUAAGUAAUUCGGAUAAUCACUAAAUGCUAUUUUUAUACUUUUUUAAAAAGCUAACUGUUGAGGACACUGAUGAGGCAUGAUUUAUUGGAACCCCCAUGAUAUGAACCAUCUAUAAUUUCUCAGAUCCUAAAAGAAAACACAUCUUUUUACAGGAAACCUCCCCAGUUUUGAGGGGCACAUUGAGGAGAGAAUUGACAAAAACAGCAUGCCCACUCAGAUAUCUCCCUAGAAUACUAUGUCAUUAGAAAAUGCAGUGGAGGUCCCUUUCUUGCAUAACUGCUGCAUGCUAUGGUCUGGCUCAGUCUGAGCAAGCACCAAGGGCAGAGGAGAUGUGUUUUCCCUUGGAGAACUUUUUCCUAUCCUGUGAUGUAUGCACAAAGGGCCACCCAUUCACCUACUAGACAGUGGAUAAAGCCCUGUAUGUGUAAAGAGGAACCUAAAUAUCCUUUCUUUUCCUGUCUAUUAGUUUCAGUUGUUUUGUAAUGUUUUCCCAUGACACAAUCCAUCAACUGAGGACAGUUCUUCACCUGGGAUUUCAGGGCAACUAGGUUUAACAGAAAUCUUAAGCACACAGACUGGGAAGUCAUCUCUGAACUGUUUCCUCACUGGCUCCCCUCCCCCAAUACCACCAACAAUCCAACACUCAAGUUUACCUGGAGCCUUUCCUCACAGCUGGAUCAUCCUGUCCUCUUCUUCCUGCCAAUCAAUCCUGCCUGGGCCAAUUCCAAAUUCUUGGAAAUUCUAGCUUGGGAGAUUCUCCAUUUCCCCAAAACCCACACACUUGGAUGUUAUCCUCUGCGCCAUAUUCUCUCAUUUUAAGUCCUGUCUUUUUUAUUCACUUUGGCACCUAAUGCCAUACUUCCUUACUCUGUGACUUAUUUCGUAUACACAUGACCUGAAGCUUUACAACUAGACUGCCCCUCCCAUAGUGAUAGUAGAGCUUCAGAUUCUCUACGUUCUGUCUCUCACAAAUACCUGAAACAGAAUUGUUGCCUGCUGGUUUUUUAUUUUUUAUUGAAGUAUAGUUGACUUACAAUUUUGUUAGUUUUAGGUAUACAGCAAAGUGAUUCAGAUACGUGUGUCUGUGUGUGUGUGUGUAUUCUUUUUCAGAUUAUUUUCCCUUAUAGGUUAUUACAAAAUAUUGAGUAUAGUUCCCUGAGCUAUACAGUAGGUCCUUGUUGGUUAUCUAUUUGCUGCCUGCUGUUUAAUUAACAAACCAAACAUCACUUCUCAUUUUGUAUUUUAAAAAAUUACACAUAACGUGUUCUAAUGGUCACAUAAAUCCUGUGGAAAGCAGUAGUUUGGAAAAGAAAUAUACAUUUUGCAGACUGUCAAAAGAAAACUGGUGUUUUCCUAUGCUGCCACUGUGAAAAGUGUGGCUAUACAGCCUGCCUGGGCAGAGCAUGGCUCUGUAGUUUAGAUUACAGUCAAAACUGCAGGCAGCUUUUCCCUGGCUGCAUCAUGGUUUCUGGCCUCAUCCAUGAUUCCUUGCCCACUUACAAUGCUAAAGAGCACUAGGAUUUUUUCUUUUCAAAUACAAACAAAACUUUGACUGUAAACAGUUGUAUCCUACUUGUCUCACAUGAAAGUCGAAUCUUAUACAGGAGAGAGGAGGGUAUGUUUGUGUGUGUUAUGAACCUAAAUUUAGCUCUCUAGGGUAAUUCAAUCCAGGAUAAACAUUUUUUUAUACUUCUAAAUAAGCCUACCUUUAAAACUCCAAUUAUGCCCUUUAGCCCCUUGAGGAGAAUCCAUGUAGGCACUUGCCUUUAGGGAAACUGUCUCUAGGCUGAUUUCUUGCCAUGAUCUCUGUGCCGCUCCAGGUCAAACUCAACUUCCUUCCAAACUGCUGUUCAUAAAGAUGCAGGCUCUUAAAGGUGUCUUCGCUACACCACCAUACCCACUCCUGCCACUAAGCCACCAUGUACUCCUGGCUGCUCACUGCAUAGUAGGUAUGCCUGUACUCCUGAGAGCCUAGCAGGUAAAGUCCCCCACACCCAAGCAUAACCUUUCCCACCAUCCUUACCGCUUAUGUCUUAAAUCCUCUUCUCUACCCACUCCACCCAAGUGUGCAUUCACUAGAGUCUAAACAUACCAUGAGUCGUCCUGCCACUCUGUCUGUACUGCCUCUGCCUGAAGUUCUCCACAUUCCUCUGUUUGUUCUAUCUGCACAUUUCUCAGGAUCCACUCAAAAGCUCAUUUUUUUCACCUCAGUGGUUCCUUCCAUCUCUCAAGGCCCACAGGACUAUGUAUUUAACACUCAUUUUCCCAAAUGGAAUGGUGUGAUAGAGUGCUUAAUGGCCACCAAGUCUUUUCAUUUCUGUAUAUACACCACUUUACAGUGUGACUUUGCAGCUUCUUCCAUCAGGAGGUGGAGUCUAUUUCUCUACUCCUUGAAUCUGAGCUGUUCUUGUAACUCGCUUUGGCCAAUAAAUGCAGCAUGAGUAACUGGGUGACUUCUGAGCCUAGGUCUCAAGAAGUCUUGUAGCUUUCCUCUUCUCCCUGAGAACGCUGAAGCAACCAUGUGAAGAAACCCCAGCUAGUCUGCUGGAAGAAGAGAGAUGAUAUUGAGAGGCCAGUCAGCAGCCAACCAUCAGACAUGUGAGUGACGCCAUCUUAAAUACUCAACCCUAGUCGUAUUGCCAGAUGACCAACUUCAUGAGGAACUCUCGGAAAGACUAGCAGAAGAACCACUCAGCUGAUUCUAGCUCAAAUUGCUGACCCACAGAAUUAUGAGCAAAUAAAAUGGUUGUUAUUUUAAGUCACUAAAUUUUGGGGUGAUUUGUUAUGCAGCAGUAAAUAACUGAAAGGGCAGGUUUUGUACUGCUGCAUUCCUGGCAUCUAGAGGGCAUGUUCAUGGUAGGUUGUCAGUAAGAGAUUGCUGUGGAUCCCUGUCAUCAAGGUGUCACUCCUCUUUACUUAGUAGACAACCAAGCUUCCUAAUCCUCAUGUCUCUCCCUGGCUCUCAAACAGUUCAAAGCUUGGGCUCAACACUGUCUUCCAGGAUGACACCUUGCAGUUCUUCUUCACUCCACUGGACCAACAUCCAUUCAUUUGCUCCCUUCACAGUCCUUUGACAGGUCAUAUCUUUCAGCUGCAUGCUGCAUCCCUCACUAAUUACUUCAUUCACUAAACCCUGAGGGGCCAACCCAUGGACUGCCUCAAUGCCAUAAAGCUGUUCUCAACUUUCCAACCUUCCACCAUCACUCUGAACCCUCACUACCUGAUUCACAUGUGCUUACAAUUAGGAGAGACCUAAGAGAUUGUCUAGGACAACCCCUUCCAGUUAUGAAUGAGGAAAGAAAGUCCCAGAUAAGAAAUAAUAAUAAUAAAUGGCUUAUUCAAGGUCACGUGAUGGCAGUAUCAAUACCAGAACCUACAUGUCAUGCAGAUUAUUACCUAGUAGAUUGCUUAUUUGUGCUUGGUUUGUGUGUGUGCAACUGUGCCCUGCAGUUUAGACUGUGGAAGUUCCUUGGAGAGUGGCAUCAUAUCUUUUACUUCUCCUACCUUUUCACACUCUUCCUGCUAUCUGCAAAGACUGACCAGUAACUACUGGACACGUCAGCAGUCAAUAAAUGCUUGUUGAUUAAUUGACAUUUAAAAGGAAAUUAUGCUUGGAACUGUUCUCUAUCUUGUUUUUGGUGGUAAUUACAACCAUAGGUAUUUGUCAGAACUUGAACUGUACAUUAAAAAGGGUAAAUUAUACUGUGUAUAAAUUUUUAAAAUAAGGUAUAAUUCAAAGCAAUUAUGCUGAAGAGAUCUAUUUAUUUGAUAAAUGUGGCUAAAUGUAUUACUGUGAGAAAAGAAAUUUGGCCCUUUGCAAAUAAAUUUGUACAUAAUAGGCACUCGGUAAUGUUAGUUUCCUUCCUUCUUGUGCACAAAUGCUUCAUGAUUACCUGUCAAGACUGCUAAAGAAAGCAUUCCUGCCCUAGGAGAUGACUGGAUCUCAGAUGACUUCUAAAAUCCUAUGAUUUCUUUGAAAGGAUGCUCCAGGAUGAAACGUCAUAGAACUCUCAGCAGCAGUGACAGUUCAGACGAGAGUCCUUCCACUUCCUUUACUUCUGGCUCAAUGUAUAGGAGCAAGUCAAAAAUUCCAAAUGAACACAAGAAACCUGCUGAGGUAUUCCGGAAGGACCUUAUCAGUGCGAUGAAACUUCCAGACUCUCACCAUAUUAAUCCUGACAGCUAUUACCUCUUUGCGGAUACAUGGAAGGAAGAAUGGGAAAAGGGAGUCCAGGUACCAGCCAGUCCAGACGCUGUUCCACAGCCUUCCCUCAGGAUUGUAGCCGACAAGGUAAAGGAGGUCCUAUUUAUCCGACCCCGGAAGUACAUCCACUGCUCCAGCCCAGAGACUGCAGAGCCUGGCUACAUCAACAUCAUGGAGCUGGCGGCAUCUGUGUGCCGCUAUGACCUAGAUGACAUGGACAUCUUCUGGCUCCAGGAACUCAAUGAAGACCUCGCAGAAAUGGGUUGUGGGCCAGUUGAUGAGAAUCUUAUGGAAAAGACAGUAGAAGUCCUGGAACGCCAUUGCCAUGAAAAUAUGAACCAUGCUAUUGAGACAGAGGAAGGGCUAGGCAUAGAGUAUGAUGAAGAUGUGAUCUGUGAUGUGUGCCGGUCUCCAGACAGUGAAGAAGGGAAUGAUAUGGUGUUCUGUGAUAAGUGUAACAUCUGUGUGCAUCAGGCCUGCUACGGCAUCCUCAAGGUCCCAGAAGGCAGCUGGCUGUGUCGCUCCUGUGUCCUGGGCAUUCAUCCACAAUGUCUGUUAUGUCCAAAGAAAGGUGGAGCCAUGAAGACCACCAGGACAGGGACUAAAUGGGCUCACGUCAGCUGUGCCCUGUGGAUUCCAGAGGUCAGCAUUGCUUGUCCUGAGAGGAUGGAACCAAUCACAAAGGUCUCCCAUAUUCCGCCCAGUCGGUGGGCCUUAGUCUGCAACCUGUGCAAGUUGAAGACAGGGGCUUGUAUUCAGUGCUCAGUAAAAAGCUGCAUCACUGCCUUCCACGUCACCUGUGCCUUCGAGCACAGCCUAGAAAUGAAGACCAUCCUAGAUGACGGGGAUGAAGUAAAGUUCAAGUCAUACUGCCUCAAGCACAGCCAAAACAGGCAGAAGCUCGGGGAGGCCGAGUACCCUCUACACAGGGCUUCAGAGCAGGGCCAGACCAAAAGCGAGAAGACCAGCGUGCGGGCACAGAAGCUCCGGGAGCUGGAGGAGGAGUUCUACUCCCUGGUCCGUGUGGAAGAUGUGGCCGCAGAGCUGGGGCUGCCCACGCUAGCUGUGGACUUUAUCUAUAACUACUGGAAACUAAAGCGGAAAAGUAACUUCAAUAAGCCAUUAUUUCCUCCCAAAGAGGAUGAAGAAAAUGGUCUGGUGCAGCCAAAAGAGGAGAGUAUUCACACUCGCAUGAGAAUGUUUAUGCACCUACGGCAAGACCUAGAGAGGGUCCGAAACCUGUGCUACAUGAUAACCAGGCGAGAGAAGCUGAAACUGUCACAAACCAAAAUACAGGAACAGAUCUUCAGUUUGCAAGUCCAGCUUGCUAACCAGGAAAUUGCUGCAGGACUUCCUUUGACAAAUGCACUAGAAAAUUCAUUGUUUUACCCACCACCAAGAAUUACCUUAAAGUUAAAAAUGCCCAAAUCAGCCCCAGAAGACUGCAGAAACAGCUCCACAGAGCCUGAUCAUGGACCUAUCUCUCCUGACGGCAGCUCCCCUGUUUGCAAUAUGAGGAGCAUGCAGGUGGCUCAGGAAUCACUAGACAUGAGAAUGAAGUCAUACCCAAGGUAUCCACUAGAGAGCAAGAAUAACUGUUUGCCGGCCAGUCUCAGCCAUGCUAGGAGUGAAGCAAAGGAUCCCAGUCCUGCUUGGAUAACUCCAUCUCCAGAGUUCUAUCAUGGGCAGUCUCUGGGAAAGCCUCUGGUCCUUCAGGCUGCCCUGCAUGGACAGUCUUCCAUUGGGAAUGGGAAAAGUCAGCCUAACUCCAAGUUUGCCAAAUCCAAUGGCCUGGAGGGCAGCUGGUCUGGGGAUGCCACCCAAAAAGACAGCUCAAGUGAGAUGUUCUGUGACCAGGAGCCCAUGCUCAGCUCCCACUUGGGCAGUCAGGGCAGCUUUAGAAAAUCUACCAUGGAACACUUCAGCAGGUCCUUUAAGGAGGCCACCAACAGGUGGGUGAGGACCACAGAGGACCUCCCGUGCUAUGUGAAGCCAACCAAGAAUACUAACCCCAAGGAGCAGCUCUGGGGCAGGCAGUUUGUCAGGCGGUCUGCAGGGAGAGCUCCAUAUCAGGAAAAUGAUGGGUAUUGCCCAGAUUUGGAGCUGAGUGAUUCAGAAGCAGAAAGUGAUGGGAAUAAAGAGAAAGUUAGGGUAAAGAGAGAUAGCUCAGACAGGGAAAAUCCUCCCCAUGACUCCAGACGGGAUUGCCAUGGUAAAAGCAAGACAUAUCCCCUUUCCCACAGUUCAAUGCAUAGGUGAUUAGAAAUUCCAAGAAAAACUCCAUCUUUGCCUUUGCCUCAUAUAUUGGGGAAAACCCAUACACCAAAAGGAUUCUAGUAUAUGUUAGGAGGAAUUGUAGUGAAAAGGAUAAAAUUUUUCCACAGUAAAUUGGCUUGCAGUUUUUGAACCAGUUUCAAGUCCAAUUUUCACGAGCACAUCAUAGAAAUUACAUAUUGUCCAAAAGUUUAGGCGUUUGUUUUGUUUUGUUUUUUUGCCAGAGGCUAGUGAGAACAGCUGGGACCAGAGUAUUUGCUCAGUAAAUACUUUGGGGCAGCUUUCCAAUUAUAUUAACACAUAUGUAUUAAGCGUCCUUGCAUUGUCCUUGAUUUGCAGGAGACCAUGAUUAUCAGACACUAAAACUACUUAUCUUUUGAAGCUACAGCAUGUGACUUCCAGAGCUCCUGUCUGUAAGAAGUUUCCACUGGUACCUGGAAACCCUCUUCAGGGAGAGACCAGGGACCAAUAUCUCAGAUACUGUCAAACUCACUACUCUCUUCCUUUGCUCUGAACAAGGUUGAGUUCCUUUCACAGUAUCUUAACUUACCAAGUCAAUACACCUAAUGCUUAUAAGUGUCCAGUGCCUGUUCCUAGACUUGCUUGUUGGGGACGCACUUGUAACUAUUUCACCCAGCUAACAAGCGUAAAAGGCUAACUUGUGGAUAGUGUUUACAAAAGUACUACUUCCAAGGAAAAUGCUCUGAUCCUCUCAGUUUAGGCAUUUGUGAAGGAUCCCAGAGCCUUUCCCAAAGUGAGAACAUUUCUGGAGGGUUUGUAUCAGGUCAGGGUUUUUGUGUUAUUGUUUUCAAAUAAGUUUGACUUAAAUAAGUUUGGCUGACAGUUUUUGUAUACCUGCUUUAAUGUUUAUAAAAUUUUUAUUGAGGUAUAAUUAAGAUAUAGUAAAAUGCAGAGAGGUUAAGUAUUCUUACCUGCUUUAAUUUUGAAACAGAUUUUUAUUGUCAAACAGAAUUUGAAAGCAUGUGUUUAACACAUGGAUAUAAUUUAGCUUUGUACCAACUUUGAAUCCAAGGCAAUUUCCCAAACAAAAGGGCUGGAGCUGUUUUUCAGAAGUUACUCAUACUCUGUUCCCAAACUAUCAGCCUUUAUUAAUUUCUGGGAGGAAGAGAAUAAUUACAUUAGUGGGAGAUAAAACAUACCUGCUUCGUGUUUAAAGAAGAGGAAAAUGUUACAGCUUUUAAAGUGUGAAGCCAACUAUAAUUCUCUGCUCUCUUUUCUUCUUAGCCUUAAAUUAAUAUUCUCUUUCUUCUAGUUUGGGAACAUGUAGUGAGACUUUUCAGACAAAAGAGGCCAUUUUAGAUAUUUUAAGUUGCUUCCUGGUGAAACAGCCCAGCUGCAGUAAAGGCAGGGGCCCCUCUUCUCUCCGUCAAUACGGGAAGCUCAGCAGUUUUCCUCUCCCCCGCUUUUGUUCCUGUAGCCUGUAGCUUUGUUAAUGAGUUCCUUUGCUUUUAUUUCUUCCUCCUUUUCUGAAAACUUCUGUAUUUUGCCUCUCCUUUGGCUACACCUUCAAAAUGUUUCUUUUGUGCCUGUGUACAUGUGUGAACAUGCCAUAGCAUGUGUAAUAGGUGUCCUAUGCUUUGUUUGAAUGGAAAAAGCUAUGGAUUAUCCAAAUGAGGAACAGUAGUUCUCCUAUUUAUGCACUAGGUUUCUGUGCUUUUUCUUUGCAUUCUCCUGGGUUCGAUAUUAAUUUGAUACCUUCAUGGUAAUAAAAUUGUAGUGGAUCUAUGUUAUAAACUCCUUCUGUUAGAGGCCAGUGCAGUAGCCUAUGUCCUUUCAUGCCUUUCAAUUCUGAGUGAGGAAGAAAAGCAAACAUUGAAAAAGUGCUUCAGCCAAAUUCCAUAUGUAAUGCCAUUGGGAGAGUAUUGACUAAAAUAAUUUCAGUCAGGGAAAUAUAGUUGUAAUAUUUUUACAGGAUUUUCCUAGGUAAAUGAAGGAGCCUUCAGUUGUGUACAUUUCAAUUGCCCCCAAAUGUAUUUGCUACAUUUUGCUGUUGUUUGAAGUAUUACCUCUUAAUCUUCUUUGUUAAAUUUUUUUUUGUUUUGUCUUAUAUAGUCCAGUUUUCAAAGAUAAACUCGGUCUUUUUUCAAAUGUCACCUUUUUACUGAUACUUUUUCAUUAAAUUAUGAAAACUGUUAA